Sphaeramia orbicularis (orbiculate cardinalfish) is the source of this 3524-nucleotide messenger RNA. It is a transcript of the gene lrit2, whose product is annotated as leucine-rich repeat, immunoglobulin-like and transmembrane domains 2. The transcript has 3 exons. The record is from RefSeq and is a predicted model, not a curated record. Bases 100 to 1821 code for a protein of 573 amino acids. NCBI's taxonomy places the organism in Eukaryota, Metazoa, Chordata, Actinopteri, Kurtiformes, Apogonidae. Gene Ontology annotation, molecular function: protein binding.
UACGUCAAGGAUUAAGUUUAAUAGGCUUCUCUCAUCUGCCUCAGUCGACAUGUCUUGAGCGCGAAUGUAGCUCUUAACCUUUAGGACUUUUUUUGGACUAUGGACAUAUUUUGUUUUCUACUAGUUCUAGUUUUAUUGAACGUUCCGGUGUAUGAAACAUUUUCUCAAUGUUUACGUGGGUGUAGCUGUGUAGAAGACCGUCAUGGAAGGUCGCUUAUAUGUAUGGAGGAGAGUGCGUUUGGGGCCAUACCAGAGAACCUUCCAGGGGAUAUGAACAAAAUACGAAUAGAAAAGUCUCACUUCACUGAAAUACCCCGUGGGGCUUUCUCAAAAACACCCGCUUUGGAAAACCUGUGGCUGAACUUCAAUGACAUCACAGUUAUAAACUCAAAGGGCCUGGAGGGUUUAGGAAACUUAACCGAGCUUCGUCUGCAGGGGAAUAAACUGCGUUCAGUACCAUGGACAGCGUUCGAGGACACGCCGGUCCUGAAGAUCCUGGACCUGAAGCACAACCAGCUGGACGUCCUGCCGGAGCAUGCGUUAAAAUUUUUGCCCGGUCUGACUUACUUAGACUUAUCCUUCAAUCAGCUUACGGUCAUAUCGAAGGAGGUGUUCCAAAACUGGCCUCUGUACCAGAAACUACAGAGCCGCGAAGAGCAGGAGGCGACUGGAUUCGAGCCGAACGUCGUCUUGGCCCUCCACGACAACGCCUGGCUGUGCGACUGCCGCUUGAAGGGUUUCGUGGAGUUCAUCAGAUCUGUCAGCCCACCUAUUAUUCUGAUGAACUCCUACUUGACCUGCUCAGGGCCGGACUAUAAGGCAGGAAAGUUCUUCCAUGAGGUAGAUCUGCGGCCGUGCAUGAAGCCGGUGGUCAGCACUCCGUCGGCCAACAUCAGCCUCCCUCUGGGCGCAAACUUCACCCUCCGCUGCCUCUCCAAGGCCAGGCCAGAACCGGCAGUGUGGUGGACAUAUGGCCUGAAGAUAAUCAGAGGAUUUCAUGAGUCCCAGGAAAGAGUAGAUGAGGACACUAUCAGAUCCUUCCUGGUGAUUCCCUCCAUCCACACAUCUGACCGUGGCGUCUACACCUGCACUGCCGUCAACUUCAUCGGAAACUCCUCUGCCAGCAUCUUCGUGGACAUCAUUGCCCCAGACAGCUCCGUGUCUGCAGCCCUGCCUGGAUUUGUGGCCCCCCCUGCCUCUGGAGAUGAAAACGUCUACAUUGACAUUCGGAUCGCCAAACAGACAGUUCGUGGCAUCGCCAUUGAGUGGUACGCCGCCCUAGAGCACCCAGCUGAGACCUGGUUCACCAUCCACUUUGGCCGUGUAGAUGAUAAUACAAAAGAAACGGUCUACAUUGGCCCUGGCAUUCAUUCUUACUCUGUCUCAGACCUGCUGCCUGCUACCAAAUAUGAAAUCUGUGUGACACUUAAGAACCAGACACCACGCCCUGGCCAGUGCAUUGUGUUUGUAACAGGAAGUGACAUCACCGAGAUGGAACAGAGGGAGAAGCUGAUUCACAUAGUGGUGAUAGUUUUGGCCAUGGUGCUGGCUGUGCCCAUAGGCAUGUUCGCCUGCACCACUGACACCAAGUUGGCUUGCCUGGAGGGUCUCAUGAGGUCCUGGAAGAAUCGGCGAAGGGAAAACUCCAUGCAGGGGUUGGAACGGGAGAGGCAAGGCACCUUCGACAGUCUGCAGGCUGCCAGCGAUGAAGGCCUGGUUAAUAAAGAUUCAAGUGACGACAGGAAGGUGAGGAGGAGGUCAGAUGACAGACUAUAUAAGGGCAAAGCUGACCACAGCAGACUCACCGCUGAACUAUAUUAGAUUAGUAUUUACUAACUUCAUAGUAAAAUGAAGAAUCUGACCUUUUUGUAGACCUGCCUUUCCCAAAUAUAGAAAUGAGACCCAAAAUGUUUUUUAUUGAUCCACCAAUUUACAGAGAUAAACCAAAGACUAUACAGUAUAUAUUCAGGGAAGGAGCUACUGCAGUGUCAUCCACUGGUUACUGAACUUCUGUUUUGAAGCCAUGAAUUAGUUUUUUGGCUGUCACCAUGAUGGCUUUUUCAAGCCAGACGUGACAAUAUGCAGACAAAUAGAGCUGAGUUGUAUGAGUAGAAGGGCUUAUGGGAUAGCUAAUGCUAGACACAAUGUACUGACAUAAAAUGGGAAACUUAACCCACCCUUACAAGGGUAAUUAAUAAACUACAACUAAAGAUGAGCUAUCUGUCUGGAGGAAAUUCUAUAAUAUGCUGGACAAAUAUUAUCCAAUAAACAGAUGAAUCAUCAAUCAAGAAUCAGAAUCUGCUUGAUAGCAGACACCAAAACCUUUUGUUUUACCAAAAAUACUUUUAGAUUAGCUCUAGUUUAAAAAUGGACAUUUGGAGCUUCAAAAUAAAAAUGAAUGAUACUAGAAAGACUUCUGGAGAAAAAUAUAUUGACUUAUCAUUGGACAAGUCUGAUGUAAGUUUAUGGAAACCUGACUUUUUAAAGCCACCAUCUAGAACUGCACUUAAAGAUAUGUCAACAUUGGCUUCAUUUCACACAUUGAUUUUGGACUAGGCAUCUUCCAGGCUUUGGAUUUAUAGCACAAAGUUAGCCAGUUGUGUUUAUGAACAUUGAUAUUUCUAGUUAGUUUCAUGUGGCUGUUAGCCAGUGACUAAUGCAUUGCUAACUAGUUAACAUUAUUUACUAGUAUUAGAAAUGGUCACUGGUAUUAUCCUGCCAGUCACGAUUUACAUUCUGACAUUCCAACGCAGAGUCAUGAGCCAAUGUGGAUUAGACUGAGUGCAUUUAUUAAACAUUGUUUUAAUGAAAGUAGAUCUUGGGACGAUUUCUAAUGUAUUUUUUAAGUUUUGGAAACACCAAAUUUUGGGUCUCGAGCUGAAAAUGUUUGGGAAAACCUAUUGAAUUACAUCUUUAUAUUUUGUGUUUUUAGAAAUGAUAUGAAUAUUUGAUCAUGUUUUGAUCUGCAGAUGCUUUUACCCAAUAAAAUAUUGCAGUGUGAUAAUUUGUGAAACAAAUAGAAAGAUAUCUGCUGAAUGACACUGAAUACUUUAAUGUAAUGUUCAAUUGUGUAUAAAUAUUGUCUGCCUUGGUUUUAAUCUUAUCUCUUCCUCUGUUCUAGGCCGAGGAGUUUGUUGCAAAGAUGUGAAUGAUGGACAUUAUGUCAAGACUGUAAUUCAAGGAUUUACACCAGUGUAGAGAACAUGCUGUGGUUUGCUCCUGUAUGAUUUAGAAUGUUUAAAUCAUUAAAUGUUUCAACAUUAAUCUCUAUAUUAUAGAAAGCUGCAUGAAAGUUUGAAUCCUUUGUGAAUUGAAAUUAAUGCACCUCAACAUGUUUUUUUGAUAUACAUUAAAUAUGAUCACGAUUAUUAUAUGAAACAAGUGCGUUAUUUAAUAAACUACUGUCAUUUGUCUUAAAAGACUGUGUAACUUAAUGGAAUGUGGGAUACUUUUUCUUGUUUUAUUUAGUAAGAACAGCAGAUGAUGGGGCAAUAAAUCAAGAGAUGUACACAUCUUUAUAAUUA